UUCCCCAUUUACCGUACCAUUAAUAAUCAUCACAUCAAACAUUAAUUAUAAUCCAAGAUGAGGCGUGAGGAAGAGAAGAAGACAACGACAAAGAAGGCAGUGAUCAAUGGCCCACGGCCUUCUCCCUUGAUGAUCAACAAGGAUUCCCAUUUGAUUCGGAAGCCUUCUUCACAGCAGAGAAAACCAAUCAUCAUAUACACAGUCUCACCAAAGAUUAUCCACACCAAGGCCCAGGAUUUCAUGGCUCUUGUUCAGAGACUCACUGGCAUGUCAUCAUCAAAUUCCAAUAAUGACGCCUCUGAGAACUUUGGGUCGUCUUUGUCAGAUGUUUCCAACAACAGCAGCGGCAUCAAGCAGCAGCAGAUGAAUGAAACUAGCUCAGCUCUUAGGAGGGAUAAUGAUAUUAUUCAUGAAGAUGAUGAUGAUGAUUAUGGUGAUAAGAAACGGGGUGCAAGUAUUCAUCAGUAUAGUCCCAAUAGUACCAGUCUCAUGAAUUUUGCUGAUAUGCCACUCUUCACUCCAAAUUCUUCAUCAGAUAUCUUCUGUUCAUCAAGAUCGCUACUCUUUAAACAUUCCGAUUCAUCACCUUAUGGGAUUUUGGGUAAUUUGAUAUCUCCUUCAGGCCUCGAAUUCAUCAAGGAACUUCCUGAAUAUUGAUACCACACCAACUCAUGAGUUUGGCUACCUUACUUGUUCUUGUUAAGUCACUUGAUUCCAUCAUAUAUAGCUUCUUCUAGCUAGUGAAUUGUAGAUUUGGUUAUAUUAGUUGUGCUUUUGGAGUUGUUCAGGCAUAUGCCACCAGGGAUGACCAAAAAUAAUGUGAAUUAGGAUAUUUAAUUCAUUCUUUCUGGACAUAAACAAGAAAAUUAAACUUGAUCAAUUUGAUGUAAUUUGACUUUC
This is a messenger RNA of Arachis duranensis, 900 nucleotides long. RefSeq names its product VQ motif-containing protein 8, chloroplastic. The transcript has a single exon. NCBI's taxonomy places the organism in Eukaryota, Viridiplantae, Streptophyta, Magnoliopsida, Fabales, Fabaceae. Bases 58 to 657 code for a protein of 199 amino acids. Gene Ontology annotation, cellular component: nucleus. The record is from RefSeq and is a predicted model, not a curated record.